UACCCACACCGCCAUUCGUGGCCGUGGCUGUCAAUCACCGGUUCCUGGCGGGUGAUUACCCGCCGGUGCCCGGUGCUUACCGAGAAUCUCCGACAGGGAGGAGGGCUACUUUGUUUACCAACAGUCCUCCUCCCUGUUGGUGUCAGGAAUCUAGGAGUGACCAGAAAGGUGUGGACUGACACCAACACACCUCCCCCCAGUAAAACACUCCCUGCACACAGUUAACCCUUUGAUUGUCCCUCAUGUUAACCCCUUCCUGCUCAGUGCCAUUAGUACAUUGUCAGUGCUUUUUUUUUAGCACUGAUCACUGUAGUGGUGUCACUGGAGAUGUCAGUGGCACCAAGUCAGUGCCUACCCAGUGUCAGAAUGUCUGCCGCAGUCCUGCAGUCCCGCUAUAAGUCGCU
Messenger RNA from Staurois parvus, 404 nucleotides. NCBI's taxonomy places the organism in Eukaryota, Metazoa, Chordata, Amphibia, Anura, Ranidae. The record is from the annotation of a GenBank genome assembly.